CUCAUAUUCUCCUACCUGACCAAAGUCAAGUUCCUCUACUACAUCGCCGUGGAAUACGUAAGUCCAAGAAAAAUUCGUCAAGCUGAAGAAGUCCCGCCAACCUAAGUCUCCGCCCAGGUGCAGCACGAAGGCAAGCGCAAGAUCAAAGUCACGUAUACGCACGCCCUGGCGUACAGAGGCCCGCGGACGGUCAGCCGCUUCAUGUAUCUUCUCCACAGCCGGUCGAACAGAGCGCGGGACUGGUCGCUGCGCUUCCACGACGUAGCUGGCAAUGCGAGGACCGCGUAUGCGGAACCGUACAUCAUGGUGGAGAUCGUGGAAGCGCUGGAUACGCUGGUCAUCCUGCGUCUGUUCCUCCUCCCGAUCGCCCUCGCUCUCGGGACGGGCGCGUCAUAUGCAGCGCCGACGCGCGACUGGGGCGGCGCCUUCACGCUCGCCUCGCUCGCGAUCGCGGUUCUCGCUGUGCUGCUGGCGGUUCUGGCGCUGAAUCAGUAUCUGGGGAUGGAGAGGCUGAUCGACGACGAUGUUGGUGAGGACUUGGGGGGCGUGUAUCGCUCGCACUAUGCGGAUGAAGUUGUGCGCAAUAGGGGGAGGUCGGUGUAAUUAAUGCAUUCCCGGGGAAGGCUAUACAAUGCUGUUUGUUGCAGUGUAUACGCGCGACG
Messenger RNA from Trematosphaeria pertusa, 662 nucleotides. RefSeq lists its product as uncharacterized. NCBI's taxonomy places the organism in Eukaryota, Fungi, Ascomycota, Dothideomycetes, Pleosporales, Trematosphaeriaceae. The transcript is spliced from 2 exons. The record is from RefSeq and is a predicted model, not a curated record. The coding region runs from base 304 to 603 and encodes 99 amino acids.